GAUACGCUCUACACAGAUAGUGCAGAGAAGGGGGUACCGCGCGAGCAACAGGUGUAUUUUAUACCAGUCUGUUUGGGCCAGGAAAAUCUUUAAAAAACUCUUCAAAAUGACGGCACAAUGUAUGGGGAACUUUGGAGCCCACAAAUGGCGUUAUCCAGAGUUUGUUGCUGAGCGAUAUGGCCGUUCAAAUAGAUCUCCUGAGCCAGAAAAUCAACCCAAACAAGAUGAUGUUGCGAUCCAGGGGGUAAGCGAUCAGACCGUGUGGGUCAACAAGCGGUACAUCCCGACCGAUCUCCGCAGCACCGCCCCGGUACCUCGCCACAAGCUGCUGGCUCCACGUCGUCUGCCUCAGGCCGAGAGACACUGGGUGCCGCUGGGAGAGGCCUCUCUUCGACAGUUCUCAAGGGCUAUGGAAGAGAGAGAACUCUACGUUUCUCAACCGAGUACAAGGUCUGAAGAUUGGUCUACCCUGAGACAAAUAUUGCCAUCAAAAGGACUACCAUUAAGACAUAGCCCACCGAACUGGGGUACAGGCAGUGCCUAUGCCCCACCAAUGAUCGGAGCAAGACAAAGGCGGUUUCCUCAUAUAAACAGUCCAAUGACAAGAUAUGUGGAUGACAUGCAUACAACGCACAAACUUUUCAAGCUUCAUUAACUCUGGCAGGGUGCCCAAACUAAAAGGCCUGUAUCCCAAGAUGUUUCCAUGCUCGUUGUGAAGUCUUUCCAAACUGUGGCCAGUGUAAUAUUCUCUGCAAUAAGGAAACAAACUGACAAAAGAGAAUUUCUUUAAUAAUAAUAAUAAUAAUGCUCAAUUCUUGUAUAGCGCAUCACACAUAGCAUAGCAUGUAUAUUAGUCAAUUUUAUUGAUCCUUCAUGACUACUGGUCUAUUGAACCAGAAUGGAGAUAUAUGAAAAGGAUAUGAAUUUUUAUAAUCUUGAAGGUGAUGUUUUGAUUAUAAAAGUAAAUUAUCAAAAAAAUUGCAAAAUAGAGAAAUAUAUAUGUCUAUGAUAAAAAAGAAAGGUGUGUUUCAAUUAUUAAUUGUUAAAUCAGAAAUAAUAGGGUGAUUUUAAUUUGGAAUGAUGCACUCAGAAAAGUGAAGAAUAAAACUAGAAAAACAACUGGUGAUUUGAUUUGAUUGGUUAGCUAAAUAACAUUAAAACAGGAAUCCUUCUGUCAUUGGUUUAUAACUAAUUUGCCAUUUAAAUAUGAACUAAUGGUAUAUAGAAAUGUUUUAAAAUGACUGCCUGGUAAUUCUCUGUAGAUUAUAUAAUAAAAAAAAUUAUACGAAUGUGUAAUUUGGUUUUUUAGGGACUUACAAAUCAAUUUAUGAAUUCAUUGCUGGCAGUGAUAUUGAAUGCAUUUAUUGCAUUAGGUCUAAAAAUGUAUACAUUUUGCUUACUUAGCAAUAUAGUUCUUUGUAAUACCUGCUUUGCUGUAAAAAAAUGUUCAUUCCGUCCAAUUUGACAUUGCUGAUAUUGUGUGUUGCGCGAGUUAAAACAGUAUUAUGGAUUAUUUAUGUUUCAUGAUCUAUGCAAUUUUAAAAGUAUCUUUCUUUCGAAUUACAUGUAUAUUAUUUUUGUAUGCAAUUAACAAAUAUUUUAACCUUUAUAUAAAACAUGUACAUAUAAGAACAAAAAAUAGUUUCUUGACUCAAUUAUGAUCAAAAUAUUAAUCAGUUUAAAAAAAAACCCUCAAAUAAUUGAACAAGAAUUAUUUUUUCUUAUCUCUCUGUACCACAUUCGUUUUUGUUUGCAUGUGUCAUGAAAUUUGACUUAUGCUUUGAGAAAAAUACAUGUAUGUUGUAGUUGGAAAGAGUAAAUUUUAUCUAAAGCAAUAUUCUUCUGGGAUUUAUAUUAAAAAAUAUUGCUAUAUGACUGAUGGUCCGCAUCGCUACAUUUAUUAAAUUAAUAAAUACUAGUUUUUAUUCUGUGCCAUGAUAUUUCCUCCAUUGAAUUUACUUUAGUAGAUACUUCAGCUUUUAUGAACAACUUUUUAUUUAUUUUUUCAACGUAUAGAUUAAUAAUGCAAAUAAAUUGCUUUAACAGUCCAUUCUAUCAUUAAUUCUUAGUUUU
Lytechinus variegatus (green sea urchin) is the source of this 2073-nucleotide messenger RNA. RefSeq lists its product as uncharacterized. Bases 107 to 655 code for a protein of 182 amino acids. The record is from RefSeq and is a predicted model, not a curated record. Lineage: Eukaryota; Metazoa; Echinodermata; Echinoidea; Temnopleuroida; Toxopneustidae. The transcript is spliced from 2 exons.